AUGACUGAUGCCACCUUCCACACCACCAUUCAGGACAUUCGCAGGGCAGAGUCCAAGCUUUCCCAGUUGCACGGUGGGAACCCCCCAGCAGACUCAAAUUCUAUCAUCGACCAAAAUACCAACAAGGCCGCAAAAAUUGACAAGGUCAAAGCCAACCUGCCUCUUCCUGAUCAACCUCCAGUCGCCAGUGACUGGAACUCCUUUGACCAGCGAAUCACUAGCAUUGGUUCUGGACGUCUAGAGUUCCCUCCUGAUAACAGUGGCCUGCGUGGGAGUGCGCCUAUUGGUAGUAGUGCUAGCGAACUUGGACUCUAG
Molecule: messenger RNA, 315 nt
Organism: Penicillium digitatum Pd1
Lineage: Eukaryota; Fungi; Ascomycota; Eurotiomycetes; Eurotiales; Aspergillaceae
Source: RefSeq, a predicted model, not a curated record